GGGCGGAGUCUGCUCCAGGCCCCGCCUCCUAUUGAGGUGAGCGCUUGGCCCGGGCUGGUUUUCCGCUUGGCGAAGGGUUACUUCCGGGUCGGACCCCGCUAGCUGCGGGAGCGGAGUGUAGAGCAGUGCUGGGCGGGCCAGCGGGGUGGGCUGCGGCCCUCGCGCCGCCGGCGAUGCAGGGGGGCAGCUCCGGGACCCGCGAGCGCGAAGAGGAGGGCGACGGGGCAGGGGCUGUGGCUGCGCCGCCGGCUAUUGACUUUCCCGCCGAGGGCCCGGACCCCAAAUAUGACGAAUCUGAUGUUCCAGCAGAACUCCAGGUGUUAAAAGAACCUCUACAACAGCCAACCUUUCCUUUUGCAGUUGCCAACCAACUCUUGCUUGUUUCUUUGCUAGAGCACUUGAGCCAUGUGCAUGAACCAAACCCGCUUCGUUCAAGACAGGUGUUUAAGUUACUUUGCCAGACCUUUAUCAAAAUGGGGCUGCUGUCUUCUUUCACUUGUAGUGAUGAGUUUAGCUCAUUGAGACUACAUCACAACAGAGCUAUUACUCACUUAAUGAGGUCCGCUAAAGAGAGAGUUCGUCAGGAUCCUUGUGAGGAUAUUUCUCAUAUCCAGAAAAUCAGAUCAAGGGAAGUAGCCUUUGAAGCACAAACUUCACGUUACUUAAAUGAAUUUGAAGAACUUGCCAUCUUAGGAAAAGGUGGAUACGGAAGAGUAUACAAGGUCAGGAAUAAAUUAGAUGGUCAGUAUUAUGCAAUUAAGAAAAUCCUGAUUAAGGGUGCAACUAAAACAGAUUGCAUGAAGGUCCUACGGGAAGUGAAGGUGCUGGCAGGUCUUCAGCACCCUAAUAUUGUUGGCUAUCACACUGCAUGGAUAGAACACGUUCAUGUGAUUCAGACACUAGCAGACAGAGCUGCCAUUGAGUUGCCAUCUCUGGAAGUGCUCUCCGACCAGGAAGAGGACAGAGACCAAGAUGGAGUUAAAAAUGAUGAAAGUAGCAGCUCAUCCAUUAUCUUUGCUGAGCCCACCCCAGAAAAAGAAAAAUCCUUUGGAGAAUCUGACACUGAAAACCAGAAUAACAAACCGGUGAACUAUACCAACAAUUUAGUCAUAAGAGACAAUGGUGAAUUUGAGUCGACCCUGGAGCUCCAGGAAAAUGGCUUGGCUGCUUUGUCUACCAGUUUGAUUGUGGAACAGCAGCUGCCGCUCAGGCGGAAUUCCCACCUAGAGGAGAGUUUCACAUCCACUGAGGAAUCUUCCGAAGAAAAUGUCAACGUUUUGGGUCAGACAGAGGUGCAGUACCACCUGAUGCUGCACAUCCAGAUGCAGCUGUGCGAGCUCUCGCUGUGGGAUUGGAUAACCGAGAGAAACAAGCGGGGCCGGAAGUGUGUGGACGAGUCUGCCUGUCCUUACGUUAUGGCCAAUGUUGCAACAAAAAUUUUUCAAGAAUUGGUAGAAGGUGUGUUUUACAUACAUAACAUGGGAAUUGUGCACAGAGAUCUGAAGCCAAGAAAUAUUUUUCUUCAUGGCCCUGAUCAGCAAGUAAAAAUAGGAGACUUUGGUCUGGCCUGCACAGACAUCCUACAGAAGAACACAGACUGGACCAGUAGGAACGGGAAGAGAACACCAGCACAUACGUCCAGAGUGGGUACGUGUCUGUACGCUUCACCUGAACAGUUGGAAGGAUCUGAGUAUGAUGCCAAGUCAGAUAUGUACAGCUUGGGUGUGAUCCUGCUAGAGCUCUUUCAGCCAUUUGGAACAGAAAUGGAGCGAGCAGAAGUUCUAACAGGUUUAAGAACUGGUCAGUUGCCGGAAUCCCUCAGUAAAAGAUGUCCAGUGCAAGCCAAGUAUAUCCAGCACUUAACAAGAAGAAACUCAUCACAGAGACCAUCUGCUAUUCAGCUGCUGCAGAGCGAACUUUUCCAAAAUUCUGGAAAUGUUAACCUCACCCUACAGAUGAAGAUAAUAGAGCAAGAAAAAGAAAUUGCAGAACUAAAGCAGCAGCUAAACCUCCUUUCUCAAGACAAAGGGGUGAGGGAUGAUGGAAAGGAUGGGGGCGUACCUGUCUAACCUUCCUCAGCCUGUAUCUAUAGGAUGAAAGUGGACUUAAACCUUUAAGGUAGUUAACUGGAAUGUAAAUUUUUAAUCUUUGUUAGGGUAUAGUUGAUAUAAUUCUUAGUUGUAUUUAGUUGGCCUUUACAAGAUUUAUUAAAGAUGCAAGAGUACCCCAAGCUCCUGCUCCUUCCCUUUCUGCCCCACAAGCUCCUUUUCCCCCAAUUUCCUACCUAAAUAUUACUAUAUGCCUAGUCUCUGAAACCAGAAACCUUGACCUCAUCCUCAAUUACCUUCUCUUUUCAACUCUGUUGACCCUCUCUCUGGUCUUCCUUUAGAAGGUUCUACUGCAGAAAUUGACCUGUGCUCCCUGCCACUGUCACUGCCCAAGCCCAGGCCUGCACAUACUCACUGGACUGUUCGUUUUUAUAGCUGCCAGUCUUCCUACCCACUUCACACUGCCGCCUAUGUUAAUUAGCAGAAGGAUGCCUGACCAUUUCAUUCCUUGGCUCCAAAUCUUCUGCUGCCUCUAAGAUAAAACUCAACUUCUUAACAGUAUAGUGUGCAACUUCCAAACUUUUUAUCUGUUCUCUCCACCUUCAACUUACUGUCAUCCCAAAACCACACCCUUGCAAAACUUUGUACUCCUCACCCCAGAUGAUCUCAAGGCAGCUCAGAUGUCUUUCCCACCUUUGCCCUGCCCUGUCCCCAGUAUUUCCUCCUUUAUUACAACACUCAACUCUCCAGACAAUUACAUCUCUCAAGGGCAGCAAGCUGAAUUGGUUUUUGAAUCCCAGAAAGGGUCUGUCACGGUGGUCGCAGUCAUGAUGGUAGAUGGCACAUGAUUUUGCUGAAUUUUAAAUAAAAUGAGAACCACAAAUUA
Molecule: messenger RNA, 2934 nt
Organism: Callithrix jacchus (white-tufted-ear marmoset)
Lineage: Eukaryota; Metazoa; Chordata; Mammalia; Primates; Cebidae
Gene: EIF2AK1
Product: eukaryotic translation initiation factor 2 alpha kinase 1
Biological process (GO): regulation of translational initiation by eIF2 alpha phosphorylation
Cellular component (GO): cytoplasm; nucleus
Molecular function (GO): eukaryotic translation initiation factor 2alpha kinase activity; ATP binding
Source: RefSeq, a predicted model, not a curated record